AAAAGAAGAUUGAGGUUAUAUUAGUUUCACAUUUUAAAUUAAAUCUUCAGAACUUCAGAAGUCUUAUUUAAGUCAAAAUACUCUUGAAAGGUCCUAAAUACUAAAAAAACAAACUUCGAAUAUUCAACAAAAAUGUCCCAUUGUCGAAGAUUAGGUCCUAACAACAAAGAUAUCGUGAUAUUCGCUACAAAAGAAGACCACAAAAUACCAAGCAAAGUCAAACUUCCUGAAGCCCAACCUCCACCAGGACUGAUUUUAGACAAUGGGGACAUCAAUUGGAAUUGCCCUUGUUUAGGAGGAAUGGCCACGGGCCCCUGUGGGGUUGAGUUUAGAAACGCAUUUAGCUGCUUCCAUUAUUCAGAAGCAGAACCCAAAGGCAGUGAUUGUUAUGAUCUUUUUAAGACUAUGCAAGGUUGUAUGCAGAAGUUUCCAACUUUGUAUAAUAAGGAUAUGGGAGACGAUGAUAAUGAUAGUGCAAGUGCUAUGGCCUCGGCAUCAGCUGAUUCAAAUGCGAUACAAAGUAGUGAUGCGAAACAGUUAAAAAGUGGGAGCUCCGUAGAUAGUAAGGAUAAUUAACAUUGGGUGUACAGUUUAUAUUCUUUGUUUGAGGUUCCAUAGUAGAAGACAAUGUUAUCAUUACUAUAGUAUUGUUUAUUCCGGAAAUGAAGAAAUAUAAGUUAAAGUAAAUUGUAAUUGUUUUAUAAAUUUAAUAAUCGGUUGCCAAUUUAGUUGGCAUUAAAAAUAUAUAAAGAUACCACCUUUGGUAAAUUGUACUAUAACUUUUAUAUGCCUAUUAAGUAAUAGCUGUCUUAACUUUUAGAUAUUAGGGCAAAACCAAACGGACCACGCUGCAGCGCUUCGCUGUGGAUCCACAAAAGUAGUUUCCGAUGAUUUACUGUGUGUUUUUAUAUAGAGUGGCAAUCACAUCCCAGACGAGCGAGUGUAGCAGGCCACAGUCGCUCGUCUGGGGUGUGACGGCCACUCUACAUAAGAACCCACGGUAAAUCAUCAGAAACUACUUUUGUGGAUCUACAGCUUAGCAGAUCAGCAGCGUGGUCCGUUUGGUUUUGCCCUUAAACAUUAGUUUUUUUCUUCAUUCUAAAUUAUCUGUGAUUAGUAAUGUAAUUGAGUUUACUCUACUACAUACAGUAUUGUAAGUGUGAACUAUAAUCUUCCAUUAAUGUAGCAUUCCACACCAAGUGACCUAGACAGGAGACAAGAGGUGAUAUAUCUACUUUUUAUGCAAUUAUAUCAAGGUCGUUCUGAAGUCCUAGAUAGAGAUAGGCAACAAACGACUAUCACCUAUCUGUGUCUCUCUUCAAGAGUACAUAGUAGUGAAGUUCGUCACUUCACCAUUUCUGUUUUAGCACUGAUUUGUACUUAAAUGGUUUCUUAUUAACCCUCCGUUACUCGCACACGGUGUAUGAGACCGGGCCUCUAAAUAACUGCCUGUAACUCUGAUUGUAGUGCAUAUUUUCAAUUGCUGCUGCAUAUACCUCUUCAGUCAUCAGUCAACUGUGUGUGAAGUCCAAGUGCAGUGUAAAAAAGAGUAUUGUACUUUUAUUAUUAGGCAAGACCUAUUAAUUAGUCAGGUAAUUAAAAGUAGUAAGUUUUAAUUAGUCAGGUAAUUUAAGGUCUUUUUCUUAUUUUUAAUGUUUAUAUAUUUGUUUAUUUAUAUUUAGAUAUGGAUUACGAGAAGGAGAAGCAAAGAUUAUUAAAAUUAUUUGAGGAAGUAUCGACUGACGAGGAAACGUAUGAAGAUGAUGAUUAACAAAAUUACUUUUUGUUAAAGUAAUAUAAUGUUGACACAAACGCAUAUUUACACAAUUAUAUGAUCAUAUAUUCAUUAAAUAAUAUAAUUGUACACAACUUUGCAAAAAAUUUUUUUUUUCAAAUAUUGCUGACCCAUAUUUUUGGACCCGGUCUUCUGCACCGUGCGCGAGUAUUCGAUCACAAAAAGUUGGCGCGAGUAACGGAAGGUUAAAAAUAAUAAUGUCCAGAAUAAACAUUACUGGUGAGGAAGACGGAUUGCUAAUAGUUAAUGCCUAAGAACCCACCACUAUUUGAUUUUACAACAAGGAUAUUACCAUUCUUUAAAUUGUAAAGUCUUUCCUUUUUGUUUUGUUUUGAAUAUAAAAAUUUUACACUCCCGUUUUCCAUUCGAAACAUGUAAUAGAGAAAUAUAUUGUUUUUUUUUCUUAUUCAAGUAACCCUUUAAAAAGAAUAGUUUCGAAUCCAUUAUAUAUAUGUCCUUUUACUGAAUCUGUGCGAAAGUAGGAAAGGAGCGAUAGUUUACUUAGUGUCUCAGUCUCACCUAUCUGUCUACUGCCUAGGUUGCUUAUUGCUGAAUGCUACCUUUAAGCUACUUGCAACAGAAGAUCUGUAACUAUACCCACAUUUCUGUACUGAUAAGUAAAAAGUCUUAGGUCAAAAACAUUGAUUUUGACUAGGUUUUUUAGUAGGAACGUUAAAAAAAUUAUAGAAAGCAAUAGAAAUCAACUGAUUUUCAUUUUUAUUUUAAAAUUCACUAUUAAAUUGAACUGAGCAUUGAAAUUCAAUCGCUUUCGAAAAUUUUGUUAAAAUUUAUAUUUUAAUUUUGACUUAAUACCUUUUUACUUAUCAGUAUCCAAUUCUUUAUAAAAAGAUGAAUAGACAAAGAUUUUAUUCCCAACUUUAUUGGCAAAAUGAUUAAUUGUGUACUGUAUUAAAGACUUCACCUAAGACAAAGGACACAACUAUCUAUGUAGCUCUUUAGGUGUAUUUGACCUCGAUAGUUCUUAGUAUUACAUUUUUGUACAAGUUAAAACUAUUUAUUUGAAAUUUUGUUAUACUUAAGCAUGUGAUACUGAUUUUCCUUAAGUAUAACGAUGCAAUCAAAACUUCUAAUGUUUAAAAAGAUAUUGUAUCUUGAUUAUUUGAAACUAUUAAUUUUGUAGUAUCCUGUAGUUGCAUUUAUGUAUCAUUAUUUAUGUUAAUAAAUGUAAUUACUUAUA
Diabrotica virgifera virgifera (western corn rootworm) is the source of this 2993-nucleotide messenger RNA. Its product is annotated as mitochondrial intermembrane space import and assembly protein 40-B. Gene Ontology annotation, biological process: protein import into mitochondrial intermembrane space. Gene Ontology annotation, cellular component: mitochondrial intermembrane space. The record is from RefSeq and is a predicted model, not a curated record. Gene Ontology annotation, molecular function: protein-disulfide reductase activity. The transcript has a single exon. Bases 133 to 576 code for a protein of 147 amino acids. NCBI's taxonomy places the organism in Eukaryota, Metazoa, Arthropoda, Insecta, Coleoptera, Chrysomelidae.